CUGAUAACCAUCGUUUGACGCUGUCAACCAAUUUGUUUUUACAUUAGACAUUUCUUAGUAGCGUUGGCUCAUUGGUUUCAUAUUCUGUUUACAAAUAAACAGUUUUAUUUUUUACAUCACUAAUAUCAACUCCCAGCACUAUGACACUCGACACAAAUGCAAACGCCGAAAAGUUGCUGACAACGAUCCACCAGGAAUACAAAAUACUCGCCGAAUAUAAAAUGAUACAAUCUGAAGAAACUGGAGGCAUAUACGUGAUACCUUCGAGGGACAACUCGUUUCUGUGGUUUGGCGUUAUAUUCGUCCGCGAAGGAUAUUAUAAGGACGGAAUUUUCCGAUUUAACAUAUCUCUACCGGACAAUUUUCCAAGCGACAAGAAACCACCGACAAUAAUCUUCCAAAACGAGAUUUUCCACCCGCUCAUUUGCCCGUAUACGUGCACCUUGGACACUUCAGGUGGAUUUCCAACGUGGACAGAGGGAUCCAGCCACAUUUGGCAAGUUUUGAAAUUCAUCCAGUUCAUCUUUACCCACCCACAAGACUGUUGCCAGACAAUAGAGAACAAACUCCCGAAUCAAACUGCCGCCGAUUUACUAUCCCAGAACAAGGCAGAAUUCAUUGCAAAAGUUAAGGAAUGCGUGACAGCGAGCGUUGAACGAAUUUAUGAUCCAGCACCAACUGACGACAUCCACUAUAUCACAUUCGAGAAAUUCGAUCCCGACGUUCAUGGUACCGUCCUAGACAACCUCAAACACAACAAAGAGAUAUGUCCCUCGUCGCCAACGACUGGAUUGUCAUGGGUCAAGGAGGGCGAAUUCAAGCCCUUAAGCAAGGAAUAGAGUGAAAGUGUGCUCAUCAUCGGGACCACAAUGCAAUCAGACUUGUUCACAAAGGACGUCACAAAGAGGAAACAUAUUUUAUCGCAAACUUUUGAUUUAAGACAUUGCGACUAUAGUCAAUUCAAGUUGAUAUUUUUUUAUUAAAACAAAGUUACAAAACUAGCUCAACUUCA
Molecule: messenger RNA, 1012 nt
Organism: Hermetia illucens (black soldier fly)
Lineage: Eukaryota; Metazoa; Arthropoda; Insecta; Diptera; Stratiomyidae
Gene: peo
Product: protein crossbronx homolog
Exons: 4
Coding region: 141-839 (232 amino acids)
Source: RefSeq, a predicted model, not a curated record